This is a messenger RNA of Caretta caretta (loggerhead turtle), 2279 nucleotides long. RefSeq names its product sodium/glucose cotransporter 1-like. Gene Ontology annotation, cellular component: plasma membrane. Gene Ontology annotation, molecular function: D-glucose:sodium symporter activity. Gene Ontology annotation, biological process: transmembrane transport; sodium ion transport. The record is from RefSeq and is a predicted model, not a curated record. NCBI's taxonomy places the organism in Eukaryota, Metazoa, Chordata, Testudines, Cheloniidae.
CGGUGAUCUAAGGAUAGGAGAAGGAAGGGAACCGAAGAAGCAAGCAGGAUGGACUCCUCCACAAAAAUCAAUAAUGCUGCAGACAUCUUGGUCAUAGUCCUCUAUUUCUUGGUAACCCUGGCAGUGGGAAUAUGGGCCAUGUUCUUGUCUAACCGAGGGACAGUGGGAGGAUUCUUCCUGGCUGGACAUAAAAUGGUGUGGUGGCCGAUUGGUGCUUCUCUGUUUGCCAGUAACAUUGGUAGUGGGCACUUUGUGGGCUUGGCAGGCACAGGAGCGGCUGCAGGAAUCGCCAUUGCAGGAUUUGAAUGGAACGCCCUGAUAAUUGUAUUUGUUCUUGGCUGGUUGUUUGUACCCAUCUACAUCAGGGCUGGGGUGGUGACGAUGCCAGAGUAUCUCAAGAAGCGGUUUGGUGGCCGACGGAUUCAGAUAUAUCUGUCAAUCCUUUCUCUACUCCUCUAUAUUUUCACCAAGAUCUCGGCAGACAUGUUCUCUGGAGCUAUAUUUAUCCAAAUGGCCAUGGGGCUAAACCUUUAUUUGGCCAUAAUCAUACUGCUGGGUGUUACUGGUCUUUACACGAUCACAGGUGGCCUUGCUGCCGUGAUUUACACAGACACCUUACAGACCAUCAUCAUGCUGGUGGGAUCCUUUAUUCUCACAGGAUUUGCAUUUGCCAAAGUAGGAGGAUAUGAGGCCUUUAAGGAGAAAUAUAUGAAAGCAAUUCCAGGAAACACCUCAUAUGGAAAUAUUAACAUUGAUCCAAAAUGCUACACCCCUCGGGAAGAUUCUUUCCACAUCUUCCGAGACCCAAUCACUGGAGACCUGCCAUGGCCGGGGCUUACCUUUGGCUUGAGCAUCCUCGCUUUGUGGUACUGGUGCACAGAUCAGGUUAUUGUUCAACGAUGCCUCUCAGCCAAGAACAUGUCCCAUGUGAAGGCCGGCUGUGUCAUGUGUGGGUACCUGAAGCUGCUGCCCAUGUUUGUGAUGGUGAUGCCUGGGAUGAUCAGUCGAAUUCUGUACACAGAUAUGGUGGCUUGUGUCGUGCCUUCAAUAUGUGAGAGCUACUGUGGCACCAAAGUUGGCUGUUCAAACAUUGCUUAUCCAAAAAUGGUGGUGGACCUUAUGCCGAAUGGUUUGCGAGGUCUGAUGUUGUCAGUCAUGCUGGCCUCUCUCAUGAGCUCCCUGACUUCCAUUUUUAAUAGUGCUAGCACUCUGUUCACCAUGGACAUCUACACCAAAAUACGAUCCCGGGCAUCUGAGAGAGAGCUCAUGCUGGCUGGAAGGUUAUUUAUCUUAGCUUUAAUUGGUAUCAGCAUUGCUUGGAUUCCUGUGGUGCAGUCAGCUCAAAGUGGGCAGCUUUUUGAUUAUAUACAGUCGAUCACCAGCUAUCUGGGGCCACCCAUUGCUGCUGUCUUCCUGCUUGCUAUCUUCUGUAAGAGGGUCAAUGAGGAGGGUGCCUUCUGGGGCUUGUUCAUUGGGCUGGUCGUUGGGCUGAGUCGAAUGAUUGCAGAGUUUGCCUAUGGUUCUGGAAGCUGUGUAAACCCCAGCAACUGUCCAAAGAUCAUUUGUGGAGUUCAUUACCUUUACUUUGCUAUAAUCCUUUUUGGGAUCUCCACCAUUGUCAUUCUGGGUAUCUCAUUGAUAACUAAACCCAUUCCUGAUGUACAUCUCUAUGGCUUGUGCUGGACUCUGCGGAACAGCAAGGAGAAGCGUAUUGACCUGGAUGCAGAUGAGAGGAUUGAGGUACUUGAGCGUAAAGAGGAUGAAUCAGAAGAAGGCGAUGAAGGACAAGGGUUCCUGAAGAAGGCCUACAACUGGUUCUGUGGCUUCGAUCAGAAAAAAGAGGCCAAACUGAGCAAAGAGGAGCAGGAAGCGAUGGAGAAGAAACUGACUGACACUUCCGAGGUGCCAUUCUGGAGAAAUAUUGUGAACAUCAAUGGGGUCAUUCUAUUGGCUGUGGCUAUAUUCUGUCAUGCCUUCUUUGCAUAAAUCCAACCUUACGCUCCAGAGUUUUUAUGAAGGUCUAACUCAAGUUAAUUUUCCUUUUGAAUUUGCACUGUAUUCUUCAAAAGAUAAACAACACUACACUAGAUACACGUAUUAGACUAGUAAGCUGAGAUUGAAUUCAUUAAAUUGAUUUAUUCAUUGUUAUUUUUAGAAGUUGGUGAAACUAGUUUGAUUUCUAUGCCCCUUUUUCCUUGCUUUAGAUCCCUAAAGUGAUCCCGGUUUUUUUUAGUUCAGCUGUAUGGAGGGCUGUGCUAUAGAUUCAGGAUAAAUGAAUC